AUGACAACUUCAGCCUUUUUCUUGGUCACAGUCUCAAGUGGUCUGUUUGUCACGGGGGCAUUUACGCAGCCCUCAAAUCUCACCCAACUAUCCUGGUUCCUAUCCUCCUUCGACAAUAACGAUUCUACUAUCCAGCGGGUUGCAAGUGACUAUAACCUGAUCGAACCGCUUCACUACUCGCAAGACGAUGGAGAGGUGACUGCGCAUCUUAUUAGCAAUGGUAUCAUCGAAUUGAACUUGUCCUACCCAGCCUGGACAUCUGGAGAACUGGCAUUCCCACUACUCCCUCUUUCCGAUACCUCAACGACACACGCGAUUCCCGCUGCCUCCGUUUCGGCUGAGAUUCCUGCCAUUCGAGCAGCCGUGCACUGUGAUGUGCUCACGGACGAUGAGGUGAGUAUUUCGUACCAGAGCCGGUGGGACGACAGCCUCGGGAAGAAUUUCACUUUUCAACUCGCGACCGUCGAGAGUCCACUACUGCCUCAGUUUCAGAGUUGUCAGGAUGCAAAUAACUUCAAACUCCAAGCUAAUCUACCAGGUCGCCUCAGCACUAGCGAGGGGAGCAUCGUAGCGCCUCGACCAUGCUCUUCGACCGGCAUCUACUGCUCAAAUCUUACCGGUAUCUAUGGCUACGCGACGGACGAGGCCUUUGUCAACUAUUCAGUCGUUUCAUGCAGGGUGUCGUAUGAACAAGUCGCAACCACGGCAGCUUUCGAACUCCCCAGCUAUGUCAUCUCCAAGGACGCACCGCCAACGGUCGACGAAACUCAAACCAAGCCCCUCAACAGCAGCGACGUCAACAACUUCUUGAAUUCCGUGGGCUAUUUUGCCGCGUUCUACAAUACCUCUAUCACGACAUUCAAUGGAUAUUCGACGAUGGAUUCGGUAACUACUGCGUUGAUAUAUGGGAAAGAUGGGGUACCAAUCGAACAGGUGUUCCAGAAGCCUCCAGACGAGCAUCUCAUACCAAGCCUGAGGCAUAUGAUCCGAGUCAUGGCCGCGCAGUACAUGAGUUACUUCUACCGAACGGCCAACUCGAGCAUGCCACUGGUAGGCUCGACCAUUCCUGCAACGUUGCAGGUGGGACCGGAUUUCCGUCUGAAGCAGAACGCCACCUCGACCCGAGUGUUGGAUGUGCUGCUGGUGGUCUCGUGGCUUUUUGCCAUGAUAACGGUCUUCACCUUCCGAAGUCGCGACAUUGCAAAGGCCCAACCAGGGACUCUGGCAGCGGCUCUGGCUCUCGUCUCUGACAGUGAGUUCGUCUACAACAUGCAGACUCGCGUCCAGAGUGACCUAGGUGGAGGGGGCACAGAAAGGGACAAUUCUCUCCCAAAAUCCAUCCAUUCCGUCCAAGUGGAGCAGGAAUUGCUCUCGGAAGGGUCCCUGUUCAGCCUUGGAUGGUGGAGAGAUACGACUGGGCCAGGUGAUUGGUGGCUGUAUCCUGUGCCCCUUCCCCGAACCGUGUGCCCUUGUUCGCGUCAGUGGGCCGCGGAGACAGGUUGA
This is a messenger RNA of Cladophialophora psammophila CBS 110553, 1503 nucleotides long. RefSeq lists its product as uncharacterized. Lineage: Eukaryota; Fungi; Ascomycota; Eurotiomycetes; Chaetothyriales; Herpotrichiellaceae. The record is from RefSeq and is a predicted model, not a curated record. The transcript has a single exon. Bases 1 to 1503 code for a protein of 500 amino acids.